Molecule: messenger RNA, 8873 nt
Organism: Peromyscus leucopus (white-footed mouse)
Lineage: Eukaryota; Metazoa; Chordata; Mammalia; Rodentia; Cricetidae
Gene: Igf2r
Product: insulin like growth factor 2 receptor
Biological process (GO): lysosomal transport
Cellular component (GO): trans-Golgi network
Molecular function (GO): D-mannose binding; signaling receptor activity
Source: RefSeq, a predicted model, not a curated record
ACUCCCCCUGGGCUUCACUCUCGCUCUCUCCCGCUCUGCUUGCAGCUUCGCCUCCGCUCCUGCGGCGCGACCGUGUCCCAGACGCGGCCUGGAACGGCCAGCCGCCGUGAGCCCCACGCCACGAGCGAUGCGGGCCGUUCAGCCGGGACCCGUGCCCUCCGGGCCGCGCGUCGCGCUCCUGCCGCCGCCGCUGCCGGUGCUGCUGCUGCUGCUGCUCGUGGUGGCCCCGGCCUCCGCGCAGGCCCAGGCCCCGGCCCCGGACUUGGCCGCUCUGUGCAGCUACACAUGGGAAGCUGUUGAUUCCAAAAAUAAUGCUGUUUAUAAAAUCAGUGUUUGUGGAAAUGUGGAUCUUCCCGGGUGUGGGCCGACAAGUGCUGUUUGUAUGUCUGACUUGAAGACAAAAACUUUUCGAUCAGUGGGUGAUUCACUUUUGAAAAGUUCAUCCAGAUCCCUCCUGGAAUUCAACACCACUGCGGACUGCCGGCCUUCAGAUUCACACCACAAAACCCAGACCAGUAUUACAUUUCUGUGCGGGAAGACCCUGGGAACUCCUGAGUUUGUAACUGCCACACGCUGUGUGCAUUACUUUGAAUGGAGGACUACUGCAGCGUGCAAGAAAGACAUAUUUAAAGCUGAUAAGGAGGUGCCCUGCUAUGCGUUUGAUGACAAGUUAAAGAAGCAUGAUUUAAACCCACUGAUCAGGCUGAGUGGUGCCUACCUGGUAGACGAUUCUGAUGCUGACACAUCUCUGUUCAUCAACGUGUGCAGAGACAUAGACGCCCGUCGAGACCCGAGCACGCAGCUGAGAGCCUGUCCUGCCCGUGCUGCCGCCUGCCUGCUGAAGGGAGACCAGGCGUUUGAUGUUGGCCGGCCCAAGGAGGGGCUGAAGCUAGUGAGCCAGGACAGGCUUGUUCUGAGUUAUGUGAAGGAAGGGGCAGAAAAGCCAGACUUCUGUAAUGGUCACAGCCCUGCAGUGACGAUAACAUUCGUGUGUCCAUCUGAGCGGAGAGAGGGCACCAUUCCCAAACUCACUGCCAAGUCCAACUGUCGCUAUGAGGUUGAGUGGGUCACCGAGUACGCCUGCCACAGGGACUACUUGGAGAGUGAAACCUGCUCCCUGAGCAGCGAGCAGCAUGACAUCAACAUUGACCUCAGUCCCUUGGCCCACCAGGAAGGGUCCUUCUAUGUUUCUGAUGGAAAAGAGUAUACGUUUUACAUGAAUGUCUGUGGGAACACAAAGGUCUCACACUGUAAUAACAAAGAUGCUGUUGUUUGUCAAGUGAAGAAGACAGAUUCCACUCAAGUCAAAAUAGCAGGAAGACACCAGAACCAGACCCUCCGGUACUCAGAUGGAGACCUCACCUUGAUAUAUUCUGGAGGUGAUGAGUGCAGUUCCGGCUUCCAGCGAAUGAGUGUCAUCAACUUUGGGUGCAACAAAACCGCAGGUAACGACGGGAGAGGAGAGCCUGUGUUCACAGGUGAAGUGGACUGCACCUACUUCUUCAUGUGGGACACCAAAUAUGCCUGUGUCAAAGAGAAGGAGGAUCUCCUCUGCGGGGCCAGGGAUGGCAAAAACCGUUACGACCUGUCUGUGUUGGCUCGGCACUCAGAAUCAGAGAAGAAUUGGGAAGCCGUGGGUGGCGGCCAGGCUGAAUCAGAAAAGAAGUAUUUCUUCAUCAACGUCUGUCACCGAGUGCUGCAGGAGGGCAAGGCCAGGCGCUGUCCUGAAGAUGCUGCUGUGUGUGCUGUGGAUAAGAAUGGAAGUAAAAACCUUGGAAAAUUUGUCUCUCCUCCUACAAAAGAGAAAGGACACAUACAGCUCUCUUAUUCUGAUGGUGAUGACUGUGGUAAUAAUAAGAAAAUAACAACUAACAUCACACUCGUGUGCAAACCAGGUGAUCUCGAAAGUGCCCCAGUGUUGAGAACUACUGGACCUGAUGGUUGCUUCUAUGAAUUUGAAUGGCACACAGCUGCUGCCUGUGUGUUGUCGAAGACAGAGGGAGAGAACUGCACAGUCCUUGAUGCCCAGGCAGGGUUUUCAUUUGAUUUGACGCCCCUCACAAAGAAGAAUGGUGCUUAUAAAGUUGGGACAGAGAAGUAUGACUUCUACAUAAAUGUUUGUGGCCCUGUAUCUGUGCAGCCCUGUCAGCCAAACUCAGGGGCCUGCCAGGUAGCAAAAAGAGAUAAGAAGGCUUGGAGCUUGGGGCUGAGUAAUGCUAAGCUUUCCUACUAUGACGGGAUGAUCAAGCUGAGCUACAAGGACGGCACGCCCUAUAACAAUGAAAAGCGCACACCGAGAGCCACGCUCAUCACCUUUCUAUGUGACCGAGACGCUGGAGUGGGCUUCCCAGAAUAUCAGGAAGAGGACAACUACUACAACUUCCGGUGGUACACCAGUUACGCUUGCCCAGAAGAACCCCUGGAGUGCAUGGUGACAGACUCCUCCAUGAUGGAGCAGUACGACCUCUCCAGUCUAGUGAAAUUUGAAGGAGGCCGUGGAGGAAACUGGUACGCCAUGGAAAACUCCCGGGACUAUACCACACGGAGGAAAUACUACAUCAACGUGUGUCGGCCUCUGAAUCCUGUGCCGGGCUGUGAUCGAUACGCAUCUGUUUGCCAGAUGAAAUAUGAAAAGAAUGAGGGCUCCUUGGCUGAGACUGUAUCCAUCAGUAACUUGGGAGUUGCAAAGAGCGGCCCUGUGGUGGAGGAGAGUGGCAGCCUCGUCUUAGAAUAUGUGAACGGCUCUGCCUGCACCACCAGCGAUGGCCAGCUAACCACCUAUAGCUCCAGGAUCCAUCUUGUCUGCGGCCGGGGAAUCGUGAACACCCACCCCAUAUUCACAUACAGCUGGGAAUGUGUGAUCAGUUUCCUGUGGAACACAGAGGCUGCUUGCCCUAUCCAGACGAUCACAGAUGCAGACCAGGCUUGCUCUAUCCGGGACCCCAACACGGGGUUUGUAUUUAAUCUUAACCCACUCAACAACUCUGACGGAUACGUGGUCUCUGCCAUCGGAAAGACUUUUUUGUUCAAUAUCUGUGGUGCAAUGCCUGCCUGCGGGAUGAUGGCAGGAAAGCCAGCCUUUGGCUGUGAGGCAGGAACCAAGACGGAAGAAUUGAAGAACUUGAAACCAGAAAGGCUAGUUGGAAUGGAGAAGAGCCUCCAGUUGUCUACUGAGGGAUUCCUCACCCUGACCUACAAAGGGGCUGGUUCCUCAGACAAAGGCACAGCGUUCAUCAUCCGCUUCAUUUGCAACGAUGACAUUUACCCAGGAACCGCCAAAUUUCUGCACCAGGAUAUCGACUCCACACGAGGGAUCCGGAACACUUACUUUGAGUUUGAAACUGCAUUGGCUUGUGUUCCUUCUCGAGUAGAUUGCCAAGUGACUGACCCAGCUGGGAACGAGUAUGACCUGAGUGCCUUGAGCACGGUCAGGAAGCCGUGGACCGCCGUGGACACCUCGUUGGACGGGAAGAAGAGAAAUUUCUACCUGAGUGUCUGCACUCCUCUCCCGUACAUCCCCCGCUGCCAUGGCAGUGCAGUGGGGUCCUGCUUGUUGUCAGAGGAGCAAAGUUUGAGCUUGGGUGUGGUGCAGAUCAGUCCUCAAGCUGCUGAGAACGGAUCCCUCAGCAUCCUGUACGUCAAUGGCGACAGGUGUGGAGACCAGCGCUUCUCCACCAGGAUCAUAUUCGAGUGUGCCCAGAUGUCGGGGUCGCCCGUGUUCCAGUUCGUGAAAGACUGUGAAUACGUGUUUUUGUGGAGAACAGUGGAGGCCUGUCCUGUGGUCAGAGAGGAAGGAGACAACUGCCAGGUGAAAGACCCCAGGCAUGGCAAUGUGUAUGACCUGAGGCCCCUGGCCCUCAAUGACACCAUCAUCACUGCUGGCGAGUACACCUACUACUUCCGGGUCUGUGGGAAGCUGUCCUCAGAUGUCUGUCCUGUCCAUGAUGGAUCCAUGGCAGUCUCAUCAUGCCAGGAAAAGAAAGGACCACAGGGAUUUCAGAAAGUGACAGGGCUCCUUUCUCAGAAGCUGACUUACGAAAAUGGGCUGUUGAAAAUUAACUACACUGGGGGGGACACCUGCCACCAGGUGUAUCAGCGCUCCACCACCAUCUACUUCUACUGUGACCGGACUACUCAGAAGCCAGUGUUUCUGAAGGAGACUUUCGACUGCUCCUAUUUGUUUGAGUGGCGAACACAGUAUGCCUGCCCACCUUUCAGCGUGACCGAGUGUUCUGUCCAGGAUGGGGCUGGCAACUCCAUUGACCUCUCCUCACUGUCGAGAUACAGUGACAACUGGGAGGCUGUGACCAGGACAGGGGCCACUGAACACUACCUCAUCAAUGUAUGCAAGUCUCUGUCUCCGCAGCCUGGCAGUGAGCCGUGCCCUCCAGAGGCGGCUGUGUGUUUGCUGCUGGAUGGCUCCAAGCCUGUGAACCUUGGCAAGGUGAAGGAUGGGCCUCAGUGGACAGCUGGUGUGACUGUCCUGAAGUAUGUGGACGGCGACUUGUGUCCAGACAAGAUUCGGAAAAGGUCCACCAUUAUCCGCUUCACCUGCAGUGACAGCCAAGUGAGCUCCAGGCCUCUGUUCAUCAGCGCAGUGCAGGACUGUGAGUACACCUUCUCCUGGCCCACACCCGCUGCCUGUCCUGUGAAGAGCAACGUACAUGAUGACUGCCAGGUCACCAACCCCAGCACAGGCCAUCUGUUUGACCUGACUUCCUUAAGCGGCAGGACCGGAGUCACGGCCGCCUACAGUGAGAGGGGCCUGGUCUACAUGAGCAUCUGUGAGGAGAACGAGAACUGCGGCUCUGGUGUGGGGGCCUGCUUUGGACAGACCAGGAUCAGCGUGGGCAAGGCCAGCAAGAGGCUGACCUACGUGGAUCAGGUCUUGCAGCUGGUGUAUGAGGAAGGGUCCCGGUGUCCCUCCAAGUCGGGCCUGAGGUACAAGAGUGUCAUCAGCUUCGUGUGCCGGCCUGAGGCCGGCCCUACCAACAGGCCCAUGCUCAUCUCUUUGGACAAGCAGACGUGCACACUCUUCUUCUCCUGGCACACGCCCCUGGCCUGUGAGCAAAUGACGGAAUGUACUGUGCGGAAUGGAAGCUCAAUGAUUGACCUGUCCCCUCUCAUCCAUCGCACUGGUGGCUAUGAAGCAUAUGAUGAAAGUGAGGACGGCACCUCGGAUACCAGUCCUGAUUUCUACAUCAACAUCUGCCAGCCACUGAAUCCCAUGCAUGGUGUGCCCUGCCCUGCGGGUUCCGCAGUGUGCAAAGUUCCUGUGGACGGGCCCCCUAUAGACAUUGGCCGCGUCACAGGUCCCCCGAUAUUCAAUCCUGUGGCCAAUGAAGUUUACUUGAACUUUGAAAGCACUACUCCUUGCUUAGCGGACAAGUAUAUGAACUACACCUCACUCAUUGCCUUUCACUGCAAGAGAGGGGUCAGCAUGGGAACUCCUAAGCUGAUAAGGACCAAUGACUGUGACUUUGUGUUUGAAUGGGAGACUCCGAUCGUCUGUCCUGACGAAGUAAAGGCGCAGGGCUGUGCCGUGACGGAUGAGCAGCUGCUCUACAGCUUCAACCUGACCAGCCUCUCUACCAGCACAUUCAAGGUUACUCGGGACUCUCGCACAUACAGCAUAGGGGUGUGCACCACCGCAGCGGGCUUAGACCAGGGAGGCUGCAAGGAUGGCGGGGUCUGCCUGCUGUCUGGGAACAAAGGGAUAUCUUUUGGACGCCUAGCAUCGAUGCAGCUGGAUUACAGGCACCAGGACGAAGCAGUCAUUCUGAGUUAUAUGAAUGGUGAUCCUUGCCCUGCAGAAACGGAGGACGGUGACCCCUGCGUCUUCCCCUUCACGUACGAAGGGAAGAGAUAUGAUGACUGUGCUUUGGAGGGACGGGCAAAGCUGUGGUGCAGCAAAACUGCAGACUAUGAACGUGACCACGAAUGGGGCUUCUGCAGACAGUCUGACAGCCACCGGAUGUCUGCCAUCAUAUUUACCUGUGACGAAAAUGAGGAUAUCGGGAAGCCAGAAGUCUUCAGUGAAGUUCGUGGGUGUGAAGUGACAUUUGAGUGGAAGACAAAACUCGCCUGCCCUCCGAAGAAGAUGGAGUGCAAGUUCAUUCAGAAGCAUAAAACCUAUGACUUGCGGUUGCUCUCAUCCCUUACAGGGUCCUGGGACUUAGUCCAUGAAGGAACCUCGUACUUCAUCAAUCUAUGCCAGAACGUAUACAAAGGGCCCCUGGACUGCUCUGAAAGGGCCAGCGUUUGCAAGAAGAGCCCAUCCGGUGACGUCCAGGUUCUUGGGCUUGUUCACACACAGAAGCUGGAUGUCAUAGACGACAAAGUCAUUGUCACUUACUCAAAAGGCUCUCCUUGCGAUGGGAAUAAGACCGCCUCCUCUGUAAUCGAGUUGACCUGCGCAAAGACUGUGGGCAAGCCCACAUUCGAGAGGGUGGAUACUGACACUUGCACCUACUACUUCCACUGGGACUCACGGGCUGCCUGUGCCGUGAGGCCUCAGGAGGUGAGCAUGGUGAACGGAACUCUCACCAACCCUAUGACCGGCAAGAGCUUCAGCCGGGAUAUUUACUUUAAGCUGUUCAGAGCCUCUGGGGACAUGCGAGCCAACGGAGACAACUACCUGUAUGAAAUCCAGCUCUCCUCCAUCACCAGCUCUACUAACCCUGCAUGCGCUGGUGCCAGCAUCUGCCAGGUGAAGGCCAACGACCAGCACUUCAGCAGGAAAGUGGGCACCUCUGACAUGACCAAGUACUACAUCCAAGAUGGUGAUCUGGAUGUGGUGUUUACCUCACCCUCCAAAUGCGGGAAAGAUAAGACCAAGUCUGUCUCAUCCACCAUCUUCUUCCACUGUGACCCUCUGGUGGAGGAAGGGAUCCCCGAGUUCAGCCACGAGACUGCUGACUGCCAGUACCUGUUCUCCUGGUACACUGCGGCUGUCUGUCCUCUCAGUUUUGCCUUGGAUGGGGACAAUCCUGAGCCAGAGUACAAGGGACUCUCGGAGCGGAGUCAGGCGGUCGGGGCAGUCCUCAGCCUUCUCCUGGUGGCGCUGAUCGGCUGUUUGCUCGCUGUGCUGCUUUAUAAGAAGGAGAGAAGGGAAAUUGUGAUAAACAAGCUGACCAGUUGCUGCCGAAGAAGCUCGGGUGUGUCCUACAAGUACUCAAAGGUCUGCAAGGAAGAGGAGGCCGAUGAGAACGAAACGGAAUGGCUGAUGGAAGAGAUCCAGCAGCCAAACCCAAGACUAGUGAAAGAUGGCCAAGAGAACGGGCACAUCACCACCAAGACCAUGAAAGCAGAAGCUAUCACUUCCCUGCGCGGGGAUGACCAGGACAGUGAAGAUGAGGUCCUGACCAUCCCAGAGGUGAAGAUUCACUCAGGUAGAGCAGCCGAGGGAGAGAGCCCAAAGCCCCUGAGAAACCCCCAGCUCAAGGUCCUUAAGGAACGGGAAGACGGAAGGAUGGGCCUGGUCCAAGGAGAGAUGAUCAGAAGAGUGAAGCCUCGCCCCGGACAGCACAAGUCACCAACCUCGGCCAAGCUCGUGUCCUUCCAUGAUGACAGCGAUGAGGAUCUCUUGCACAUCUAACUCCGCGGUGUCUACAGGAGAAUGCAGAGCCACGGGACAGCCAAACACCUCCAACCAAAUAAGACUUCAACUUGAUGAUGCUUCUAUCAUUUUGCCUUUAACAAAAACUGCUUCAAAGGGAAGAGUUUUUGUAAUGGGGGAGAGGAUGAGGGAGGUGGGCACCACUCCUUUACAACCGUUUACAGUCAAUGGAACAAGUGUUGCUUGAAUUGGCCAAAGGGCGGCACUUUGUGCCAGGGUUUUGCCCCAGGUCCUCACUUUACAAGCAUAGCUGCAGUGUGCUUCCAACAGGUGCCAAGGCCACAUGCAUCUCAUAACAGAGGGCUGUGUUUAAAAAACCCUUGCUGCUUUAGACUCUGGGGUGUUCAACCAUUUCUAUUUAGCAUUGUAAUUCUCUCCUCCUAUUUAUUGACUUUGACAAUUACUACUCAGGUUUGCAAAGAAAAAACACAAAAAAAAUACAAAAAACAAAAACAAAAAAAAAAAAGAGAAAAGCCAGUUUUUUCUGCCAGCAGGGAUGUAAGGUGAUGCUGGCGUUGUGCUGGGGCGGUUGUGUGUGGCUCCUGAACUGGUCCUUGAUACACACACUAGCGUAGUGUUCCUCUCCGCCUUCCAGUUUGUAAGGGCACACAUAUUCACAGGUCCCCGAGUGCCUAGGUUUGGGAAGGCCCGCCUGCUCUGUGCCUCGAAUUGUAGCCGCAGCUCUUUGCAAGCAUCCUCCUGGGUGUGGCUUUUGCUAGCUGGUGAGUCCCAGCAGCUCACCCAGAGGAGGACCCGGUCCAUGUGACGGGAGUUGAGGCACGGAGACCAGCUACACCUAGGUUGGGUGGUCGGCCUCAUCUCUUCAGGGUCUCACGACACCACCUUUACUGUGCUUUUUCGUUUUUUAAGGGGACAGAGUGUUUAUCACCCACUUGACCUAUAAGAAGCCUUAAUUUGUACAGGGUGACUUACAGACAUCAUGUGAACCCCAGUGGGCCAGUGUUGUGUGUGGACCUGUGCCCGGGCAGAGUCCCAGGAUGGAAGGGCGGCCCGGUGUGGGCUUUUCUUGACGUAUUCAGUGACUUCUCACGUUGUAGACUGUACAUAGGUGGUAUCUAUAUACUGAAAAGCAAACCGCCCUGCAGAUUGCUUGGUUUGUGCCGAUUUGGCUGGCUUUUUUUUUUUUUUGAUUUAAACAUGAGUGUAUUUUUAAAAUUUGAUUUUUCUUUUCAUUUUUUUCAAUCAACUUUACUGUAUUAUGAAGUAUUCAAUUUCAAUAAAAAAAAAUAAUAAA